Aspergillus brunneoviolaceus CBS 621.78 is the source of this 771-nucleotide messenger RNA. RefSeq lists its product as uncharacterized. Bases 1 to 771 code for a protein of 256 amino acids. Gene Ontology annotation, molecular function: hydrolase activity. The record is from RefSeq and is a predicted model, not a curated record. The transcript is spliced from 5 exons. NCBI's taxonomy places the organism in Eukaryota, Fungi, Ascomycota, Eurotiomycetes, Eurotiales, Aspergillaceae.
AUGACCUGCGAAGCCUGCCGCACCAUCCCCCCCGUCGUCGCCGAGGGCUACACCCCCAAAGGCACCUACGACGGUGUCGCCGGCCUCAACACCUAUAUCACCGGUUCUCACGAUGCCGCUUACGGUCUGAUCGACAUCUGCGACAUCUUCGGCCUCUCCAGCCAAACCCUGCAGGGCGCCGACCUCCUCGCCGCCCGGCUGGACGCCGUCGUCCUCGUCCCGGAUUUCUUCCACGGGGACAAGGCCGACUCCUCCUGGCUGCCGCCCGACACCCCGGAGAAGCAGGAAGCGUUGACCAAGUUCAUCUCGACCCGCGCCUCGUGCCCGGACGCGGUCCAAGUGCUGGCGGCUGCUGUACCGGUCUACCGGGAGCGGUUCCCGAGCGUGCAGGCGUGGGCUGUCACGGGGUUGUGCUGGGGUGGGAAGGUGGCCGUUCUCGCCUCCGGACCGGACACGCCUUUCAUCGCGUCGGGUCAGGUGCAUCCCGGACGCAUGGAAGCAGCGGACGCGCAGCGGCUGACAAUCCCGCACAUCGUGCUGGCUUCCAAGGACGAGCCCGCCGAGGUGGUGGAGGCGUAUGCGAAGACGAUCGCCGAGAACGGGCUGGGCGGGCACGUGGAGACCUACCGGACCAUGUGGCAUGGCUGGAUGGGGGCCCGCGCCAACCUGGAGGGCCAGGAGAGUCUGGCCGAGUAUAAGCGGGGGUAUAACCAGUUGGCGGAUUUCUUCGAAAAGUAUUUUCAAAGGAAGGUUGGUGGGGCGAGGAUCUGA